ACUCGCUCUAUUUCUUUCUCUCUCGCUCUCUCAGAGGAGAACGUGUCCUAGCAAGUAGCAACCAGUAGUAACGAAGCGACACAAAUUUUCCCAGAAAUGGCUUUCUCACUCCUCAAACAACCUCACAACCUUCCAUAUCUCUCCCCCUUCCACCCUAAGCUGCCAUUGGCUUCCUUCCCAAUUUCUCUCUCCUUCCCAAUUUCUUCUUCAACAACCCCCAAUGGCCUCCAUUCCCCUCCUCUAUGCGCCUCCGCACACUCGCAGACCGGUCCUGUGAAGAAACGCUCUUCCAAUAAGAAGAGGAAGAAGAAGGCGAAGGCUGAUGUUGGUUCUGCUGGCGAUGAUUCAGAGGGUCUGAACUUCAGUGAUGUUGAAAUUGUGGGCAUUUCGGGUGCUUCCGGUGAUGGGUCGUAUUCGGGUUCGGGUUCGGAUUCGCGUUCUUCGGGUUACCAUCCCACUCCACUGCCGAAACCUCCAGCUGGGUUUGUUGUGGAUGAUCAAGGAAGGGUUCUCAUGGCUUCUAACAAGCGGAUUGCCACCCUUGUUGAUCCUACGAAUAAUUUUCCAUUAGAGUGCGUUAUAAGGAGAGUGUUCAGAAGUUCUCAAGGGGAUGAAUGUAUGUUGCUUUGCCCAGUUGAUACGCCUGUUCAGAUAUUAAAGAGCACAAAUAUUGAUGGCUGGUCGGCUGUUAGUGAUGAUGAGGUUGAUGCAAUUCUUCCUUCUGCUGCUUAUGCGCUUGCCAAGAUACACAUGCAUAUGGUACAUAGCGGAUUUUGUUAUACAGCUCGAGGAGGGUUUUGCUACUCUGAAGAUGAUAUAUUUGAUUUCCGCACAGAUGAUGGUCAAGGUGUAGAUGGCUUGCCAACAGAGGGUGUAGAAAUUACAUGCUUCCAUCUGGAUGGUGCACAUUACAUGAUAUAUACACCAUCUGAUCCACUUCUUUUUGUUGCUGUAAAGGACAAAAAUGGGUUAUUGCAAAUUGCUGACGAUGAUCUCUUGGAGGAUCCUGCUAUAAUAAGUGCCAUAGACGAGGAGACCGAGUUUAAUGCCUUGGUGGAGGAAGAGGCAGCUCUUCUUGAUUCAUUAUUAGGGAAAGAAUAGCUCAGGGCGUUUUGGUAAACAGUGCUUUCACAAAUCGUUUUUAUGAUGUAUUUUUUAUUUUUUUCUUUUCAUGUUCAUAAUUUAAAAAUAAAUAAAUAAAUAAAUCACUUCAAAAGGGGGAAGCCAGAAGCACUAGUUGUAGUUUGUUCAAUUCAGUGUAUAUAACAAAUUUUGGAUGUUAAAGAAAAGUUUCGAGGAAAACAACCAAAGUAAUGUUGCAGAUUAGUAUAUUUAUAUAUCUGUAAACAAGUCAUAAGGUUUUUUAUUUUUA
Messenger RNA from Ziziphus jujuba (common jujube), 1372 nucleotides. RefSeq lists its product as uncharacterized. The transcript has 10 exons. The coding region runs from base 97 to 1101 and encodes 334 amino acids. NCBI's taxonomy places the organism in Eukaryota, Viridiplantae, Streptophyta, Magnoliopsida, Rosales, Rhamnaceae. The record is from RefSeq and is a predicted model, not a curated record.